AUGAGCAAAGAACUUAUUCGUAUCAUCAUCACUGGUAGCAAUAAAGGAAUAGGUUUAGGGAUUGUAUAGAAUUUAUCUACUAAACCUUAUCAUAUUAUCAUGGCUUGCAGAUCUGUUGAUAGAGCAAACGAAGCUCGCCAAUAAAUUCUUUCAUCUAAUCCUAAUUCUAAAAUCGACACUUUCGAAUUGGAUGUAGAUUCGACUGCUUCUAUUGAUAAGUUUGUGUAGAACAUUCAUAACUAAUAUGGUUAAGUUGAUAUUUUGCUAAAUAACUCCGGAAUGGCUUUUAAAGGAGAUGAAUUCGACGCUCAUGUAGUAGAAUAAACAUUUAGAACUAACUUUUAUGGAACAAUAGAUCUCACUGAAAAAAUGUUACCCUAUAUCAAAGAGAAUGGAAAAGUCAUUUUUGUAGGUUCUUCUUUAGGUAAAUAUUACCUUGUAAAAGGAAACCAAAAAGUUCAAGGGCAAUUAUAAAAUCCUAACCUAACAAAGGAUUAACUUUUUGAAGUAGCUAAGUAAUUCUACGAUGAUGUUAAAGAUAAUACCUAUGAAUCUAAAGGUUGGGCUAAAUCUGCUUAUGGAAUUUCAAAAUUAUGCAUCAAUCAUUACCCAUAAGUACUUUCUAGACAUGAAAGCGUAAUUUAAAAGAAGAUAUAGGUAUAUUCAUGUUGCCCAGGUUGGGUGAGAACAGAUUUAGGAGGAAACAAUGCACAUAGAUCAAUUGAAGAAGGAGUUGUUUGCCCUGUUUAUCUAGUAGAACUUCCAUUUUAAGUUAACCCAUCAUUCUAAGGAAAGUUUUUUUAUGACUCAGUAGUUUCACCUCUUUGA
Tetrahymena thermophila SB210 is the source of this 828-nucleotide messenger RNA. Its product is annotated as short chain dehydrogenase. The record is from RefSeq and is a predicted model, not a curated record. The transcript has a single exon. Gene Ontology annotation, molecular function: oxidoreductase activity. NCBI's taxonomy places the organism in Eukaryota, Ciliophora, Oligohymenophorea, Hymenostomatida, Tetrahymenidae.